Messenger RNA from Dicentrarchus labrax (European seabass), 4071 nucleotides. RefSeq names its product SNF related kinase b (gene snrkb). NCBI's taxonomy places the organism in Eukaryota, Metazoa, Chordata, Actinopteri, Moronidae. Gene Ontology annotation, biological process: protein phosphorylation; microtubule cytoskeleton organization; intracellular signal transduction. Gene Ontology annotation, cellular component: cytoplasm. The record is from RefSeq and is a predicted model, not a curated record. The transcript is spliced from 5 exons. Gene Ontology annotation, molecular function: tau-protein kinase activity; protein serine/threonine kinase activity; ATP binding. Bases 457 to 2337 code for a protein of 626 amino acids.
GUACGUGCACGCGCGCGCACUGGAUGUUCCGUCCCACUUCGUGUUGUGUUUGUGCGCGCGGUCACACAGCUCGAGACUGUGGGAUGAAUUGAGGCGGGCGGACGGUCAGGAGAAAAGUAUGUGCACACAUGGACCGCGAACAUGGAGGAUUAUGAAAGACAACGAGACGGCGGCGCUGUCAUUUCCUACGACUGAAUUCAGCGGUGACACCAAGUGUGAGGCUGUGUUGUGACCGAAACAAGCGUUAGCGGAGCGGCACGCAGCUGCGGGAUAUUCGCACAACAAUGGCGACUCCCCACCACUGAGGAACUUUACUGGACUGCACCCCCCUCCUCCCUCUGUCCCCGACACCUGGACACAACUAUUUCCUGUCUCCUUUUUCCUUUUACCAACCUCUUGAAGCCUUCCAAACUGCCUCUACCCCCCUCCCUUCCAAAUCUCCUCUUGGUUUCAAACAUGGACUCCUCUGGAGAAAUCCCCUCAGCCCAGGAUGAACAUCUCAGCCCCAGGAGCAGCCCCAGCCGCUCUGAUCUCAGUGGACUGUACCAUCUGGGUCGGACGUUGGGCAGGGGGCACUUUGCUGUGGUUAAGCUGGCUCGUCAUGUCAACACCGGGCAACUGGUUGCUGUCAAGAUGAUUGACAAGACAAAACUCGAUGUCAUGGCAACAAGCCACCUCUUACAGGAAGUGAGGUGUAUGAGGCUGGUGCAGCAUCCCAACGUGGUCCGCCUCUACGAGGUCAUCGACACACCCACCACCCUCUACCUGGUCAUGGAGCUGGCCGAGGGGGGCGACCUCUACGACUACAUCCUCCGCCAUGAGGGAGGCGUCGCUGAGGGCACCGCCAAGCGACAUUUCGCACAGAUUGUGCGUGCUGUGGCGUACUGCCACCAGCUCCACGUGGUGCACCGGGACCUGAAGCCCGAGAAUGUGGUGUUCUUUCCCCAGCAGGGGGCGGUGAAACUGACAGACUUUGGAUUCAGCAACUUAUUCCAACCCGGGACGAUGUUGGCCACCAGCUGUGGGUCGCUGGCAUACUCCGCUCCAGAGAUCUUGCUGGGAGAAGAGUAUGAUGCUCCAGCUGUGGAUAUCUGGUCUCUGGGGGUGAUCCUGUACAUGUUGGUGUGUGGCGUCCCUCCCUUCCAGGAAACCAACGACAGUGAGACUCUGGUCAUGAUUCUAGACUGUCGCUACUGCGUCCCUGAGCAUGUUUCAGACGACUGCAGAGAUCUGAUCUCCAGGAUGCUCCAGAAGGAUCCGUCCCGCCGCGCCUCGCUCGAGGAAAUCGAGGCUCAUCGCUGGCUGCAGGGGCUGGAUAACGCUCUGCUCAGCCCAGAGGCCCCGCCACACUGGCUCUCAGGGGCCCUCUCUCCCAGCUCUCCCCGCUCAGGAGUGCCUGAGUGUGGGGACCUGCUCGCGGCAAGGCCCGCCCCUCAGCAGGCUUUCCGUGGACCCUGGCAGCCCAGCCUCAGCUUAACACUCCGUCCACCUCCGGCUGAAGAACCUCCAGUCACAAAGAACCUACCUGCGCUACAGCAGAUAUGUGAGGAAGAAGAGGAAGAAGAGGAGGAGGAGGAGGAGGAGGAGGAGGAGGUGGAGGUGGAGGAGGAGGGAAGUUUGGUAAAAGAGGGUGAAGGUUUGGCGUCUUUGUCAGUGGCAGAGAGAGAAGCUGUUGGGAUGCUCGAUGAAGCAGAUGAUCAAGAGUGCAGGGCAGAGGAACAAAAAGAAUUAGGAAGCUCAGUGGAGAUAAUGGAGGAGGAAGAGGAGGAGAAGGAAGAGAUGGUGGAGAUGGAGAUAGAGAAAGAAGGCAGUGGGUGUGUGAUUUCAGACCAGCCAGUCAGUCAUGGAGACCAGCCGGUCACGCAGAGACCUGAAGUCCCACCAUCGUCUCUGCCUGGUCUGGUGGUACCGUGCUGUCAGGGGGAGCCAGACUCCACAAGCCCAGAGGAAGGAAAGGACGAGGAGACAGAACCCAACAACAACACCAACAAACCUCCUCUCCUCCUCUCCUCCUCCGUCCCCGCCAUCCCUGUGUCCUCUGCCACACUCAUCCUGAACGAGAAGGAGGCACAGAAAGCAGGAAGAGAAGGAGAGCAAGACGUGAAAACAGACGAGGGUGGAAGAGAUGACCUCGUAACAGACAGAUCCCACAAUGCACUGGGGACCCGGGAUGAGGCUGCCCCGAAGACAGAGCAGGGGAAACGACAUAGCUUAAAGUUGCGUGAGAGACUUUUUCAGUUCCCUCUGUGUGAGAAAGCUCUGGCCUUCAACAUACCGACAAACAACAAACCCAAGAUCCUGCCGCUGGCUCAGUACAACUGCUGCCAUGUGCUAUAAGUGAAAGCAGCCUGGGAUGUGCUACUCACUUGGGACACACAGGCUGUUUAGCAGUGGGCAGGUGGCUGGCUACAGAGCACAAACCUUGUGAGGUGGCAAACCCCUGAGCUCCCUGUUGAGCCUUUCUGCUGCAGAGACCUUGAGGCACGAGAGCAAAGGCCCUCAGCAGCCGUGUACAGCUUCACACCCACAGACACUCAAUCCUAGUGUUGUUCUGAUGUUAUAAACAUGUGGUGUACAGCACCGUAGUCAGACUUAGUAGAACCUCAUGCAUUUGCUGCUGUGUACAGGAGCAACCAUAGAAUUACAAUGACUAGACGGUGUCCAAUCGGUAGCUUAGAAACAAUACGGGACCUACAGAAAGAGAAUGAUGGCUGCAGCAGUUUUUAUUGAAUAAGCUAUAGUCUGUUUUGUUUGUUUAAAAGGUGCCUACAACGAUAAAAUGGGUUUCAUACUCUACAUGGCCACUGUGUCAUUUAGGCUCUGACUGUAAAAAUCUCUAAAAGUCAGAAUGGUCUAGCACUCAGUAAAUCCAUGAUUUCAUAUUUUAUAAUAUAUGAAUUAGAAUAAACUUUGAACCAGCUUCUGCUACAGAGUAGCACUCCCUUCCUCUUACCCUUUGCACAACCUGCUUCUCUCAUUGGUUCAAAAGCUCUACUAUAAGCUCUAUUGAAUAAAGAUAGACUGUUAUGAUAUGAUAUGAUAUGAUAUGAUAUGAUACUGUGUAAUAUAUGCCUAAGACUGAGAUGAUGAUAUGAUUUUCUGUUCUCUUAAUCCUAAAGUCUUAUUGAUAUGAUGACUUGUCCUAACAUACUGUAUAAUACUGUUGAUAGGAUCAUUGAUUGGGAUGCAGGUCUUCCAUUGUAUUUUGAACUCUUUCUUUUUAACUAUACUGAACAGUUUAAUAUUUGAUCAUACCAGUUUUAUUUUGGAUGCGCAGAUAUGAAGUUCCUUGAUUUUUUGUAUAACGUGACAAAGAUAUGAAUUCUCUGAAGGGAUAUGUGACUUUGUGCAUGUUAUUACUGUUAUUUAUCACAAUAUACCUCCAUGUGUCUUGGAUCUAACAGGACAUUGCUCUUGUGUAACUGUUAAGUACCUUGAUGUAACCCACUGAACGAUGAAUUGCACACAGUACGACUACUGGUAGCUGGUAGCUUUCCACAAGCAGUAUCCUGGGACUGAUGGGUAGAUUUGUUGGUCAUUUAGACCAAAUGGUAGUCAUAUGUUAUUGUGUAGCAGAGGAGUCUCUCCAUAUGGUUUUAUUUGACUAUAUAAUGCCUCUGUGUGUUUCUGUAUUUUUGCAUACACACUGUAUUUUCCCUCCGUUGAAGCUGGGACGAGAAGUGUAACAUUUUGAAAAGUUAAAGAAGGUCAAAGUUGUACAAUAAGCUACAUCUCUACACGUAUAGGUCACUAACCACAGCUUAUUUCUGUCAGUCACUGCAGUUUCAUGGGUACAACAAAUUGGAUUUUUAACUUGCAACCUGUGAUCCCUGUGGUCCCUGUGAGCGGAUGUCACAUGAAAUCUGAUUUUCACUCACAUUUCAUUAACCAUGGAAGCAUAAAAUCUGUGCAGAAGAGGGAUAAAAUCCCAUUAUUUGUUCCUGUAUGAUUGCAGCCUGUCUCUCCUCAGUGUGUCUGUGUCUACUGACCUGCAUUGUAACUAGGACCACGUCUCUAUGGAGCCAUGAACUUAUUUUUUCUCUAUUUAUUUAUUAAAAUGGAUUAAAUCAA